Ilex paraguariensis (yerba mate) is the source of this 1902-nucleotide messenger RNA. NCBI's taxonomy places the organism in Eukaryota, Viridiplantae, Streptophyta, Magnoliopsida, Aquifoliales, Aquifoliaceae. The record is from the annotation of a GenBank genome assembly.
CUCUCUCUCUCUCUCUCUCGUUUUUAGUUUACUAUUCUCAUAAGUUCCGUCGACAAAUCGUUAAUAAAAAUCCCAACGCCUAUAUCACAAUUUCCGUUCGGAAAACCAGCAGAAAAACCUCUGAAUUCUAUCCAUCUCACGUAAAUCCUCUUUCAAAGAUCCAGAAACCCUACAAAUACCUUGAAGAGAACGAUAAAAAGUUAGUUUGCACCACCCACCUCACAAACUCAUCAGAAAAAAAAAAGGCAAAAAAACCCACAAAGAUCAAAGGUUCACCUCAUUUUCUUCUUGACAGAAGCACCAUUUCUCUGUUUCUCCGCUUCACGAACGAUGUCCGAAUGUGUGUUUUCAAAGCUCUCUGAUGACGUUGUUCUGAAAAUACUCUUCAAGCUGGAGGACGAUCCUCGAAACUGGGCUCGACUCUCGUGCGUUUCCACCAAAAUCUCAUCUCUGAUUCGCGACAUUUGCUGGAAAAUCAAAUGCUUGCAGACCAUACCCUCUGUCGUUUCCAAUCUCUUCUCCACCACCGCAGCACCGUCCGGUAGCUGGGCCGCCCUCCACAAGCUCGCCGUCUGCUGCCCUGGACUUUCCCACGCUGGUGUCCUACUUGAAAACUCUGAUUUCGGACUGGAACGCGAGCUCGGCCCUGAUGACAGUUAUCAAGAAAAUAAAUUAUUUCAAUCGGGUCCGUCCCAAACAAUGCCUCCUUCGAGCAACGGUGAUGGUAAUUCCGAGUCAAUAGCUUGUGUGUCAGAUUGUGGUUGGUCUCUGUUCGAUGAUCUUUAUCACGAUACCCUUUACAAUCCUUCUGAAUCAUCUCAAGAUUGGCCCGAAAUAAUCGAAGAGCCGGAAAAGGGUGUUGUGAAACCGGCUUCAGCUUGUGAUUUUGCUGUUUCUAAGAGAAGAAAGAUUUGUAGAUCACUGGGGUCUCAUUUGGCAUCUGGGGUUUGGAGUUUAAACCGUGAACAGGGCAAUAAGUUGCUCGGGAGUCGGUUUAAAGGGGAUUGUUUGUACAUUUGUGAUUGGCCUGGUUGUGUUCACGUUGAGGAGAAGCGAAAUUAUAUGCUUUUCAGGGGGGUUUUCAAGAAUUUCAAGCAGUCCAGGGUUUGGAGGACGAUAAAUGAUAACGAUGGGAAUCGGAGAAGGAUUGAUCUGAGUUGUGCUUUUUGCUCUUGUAAACAGACUUGGGAUUUGCAUUCUGCGUUUUGCUUGAGGCGGUAUUUCGGGUUCCAUGAGGAUGGUGAGCCACACGUUCGAGCUUAUGUUUGUGAAAAUGGGCAUGUUUCUGGAGCCUGGACAGAUUGGCCUUUGUACACUUGAAAUUGGCUGUCUCUUCGUCUUCCAUGGGUGCGUCUCUGUUUUGGUGGGUAGAUGCUGAUUGUUGCAAGGAAGUAUCAAUAGAUAGCAGCAGUGUGUUUGCCUUUCUGCUUAUUUAUGGGCUUACUACUACUAAUGUUAUGACGAAAUGCUAUCGAGUCUAGGAGGACGACACAGACCCACUAACGAUCUACUAAAGGGCAAUCGGGCAACUUCUAGUCUUGAAUCCCUUCAAAUAUUAUCGCAACUUUACAUUUUAUAUAAAAAACCUAAAAUGGAAUGAAAUACAAGAGCACGAGUUAUGUAUCUUCCGGGGGUAGCUUGGCAUCGGUUCAAACCCAAUUCGUGAGAUGACAGAAGAAGUUUAACUAGAAUGAGCCAACGCUCUAGUAACCCUUUUCGAGUUCGAUUAUUGUACUUUGACAUAUAUAUUUGGCAGCCCCUUGUAGGAUGCAGCAGCUUCAGAUUUCUGGGCAGUCUUUCAUGACUUGUUAUUUUAUCAAAUUGGCUUAUUUAUGGAUUUAGCACUUCUAAUGGUAUUGUUUGAUUUAUGAUCUGUUAUUCUGGUAAAUUGGCCAAAAACAG